AUGUCAGUACGAAGUUCAGAAAGUGGAGUGGGUGCAAAGAAGAGCAUACGAGGAUCGUUCUUCACCAAGAAAGUUGCUCUCCUCUCUGUUGUUGCUGCUUAUAUUUUUCUAAAGCACCAAGAUGACUUUGGAAGACAGAAUGGUCCUGCGACAUUAAAACCAAAUAAUAGAGUUGCUAGGAAUUUAACACUGGAAACAGAGGAAGCUCCAUCACAAAGUAAAUCCUCACUUAAAGAUUUAUUUCAGAAGCAGGGGAAAAAAGAGAAAGUUCUUGAAGUUAGGAAAGAGGCCACCGGCUCCGGAAAUAAAAUCCCAACUGAACCGGAGAAAAAAAUCCCAGUUCAGACCGGAAAGGCUACAAGUCAGCUAGCCAAGGGGACGCCUAAUAAGUUAGCCGAUAAGGUGGCAAAGGACCCCCCAAAUAUGCAUACAAACAAGACCACGGAUAAUAAUAAUAAAGUAGAGCAUACUGACAUCCUGAAGACGGGGUCCUUCAAAAGUCGAGACGGACUAGAGCUGAAGACAUACAAGUGGGUGGUGGACAAGCCCGUCGGAAUUAUAAUACUAGUACAUGCCCUAAACUGCCAUGUGAGAUUUGAGUACCUAAAGCAUAAUGCCAUCAUAGAGAGUAAGGAAAAGGCCACCCUCAUCGAUAGAAAUAAUUACUACCUUUAUAAAGGUAGCUGGGUAGAACAAUUUAAUAAAAAUGGCUACUCAGUCUACGGGUUAGAUAUGAGAGGACAUGGAGAGUCCGGAUGCGUAAAAAAUGUGAAGACCCACAUAAAUAACUUUCAGGAUUUAAUUCGCGACGUGGUGCAGUAUGCUAACAUUGUAUACGACUCAUUAUGCGAACCAGGGAAAAAGAAGAAAAAUAAAAAAGCAGCCAAUGGGGGUGUUAACACGUCUAACGAUGGGGAAUCCUCCGAUAAUGAGGAAACAUCACAGGGAACUUAUCCCUCUCCUGGCAACACUCCAUCUAGUGGGGAACAAACUCCAAAUACCGUGAACAAUAGCAGGAAGAAUGGCGUCCCUCCAUUCUACUUCAUGGGUCUAUCAAUGGGAGGAAAUAUCGUUUUAAGAAUAUUACAAUUGAGGGAAAAAAAAGGAGAUGAAUCAAUUAAGCGCUUAAACAUAAAGGGAGUGAUUAGUCUAGCGGGCAUGAUUUCUCUAGACGACCUGAAGAAGAAGCCAGAAUAUAAGUACUUCUACAUACCUAUGGCGAAGGUUGCAGCCGCACUUCUCCCCACCAUGAGACUGGGCCCUUCCCUGAAGUUUGAGAUGUUCCCUUACAUUAAUGACCUGUUUAGCUUUGACCCCCACUGUUACAAUAAGGCCAUAACGAACCGUUUCGGGAAUGAACUUUUAAAGGCAGUAGAUGCCUUACACAAGGAUAUGAAGUACAUCCCGGAAGACGUACAAAUAUUGUUUGUCCACUCGGUGCUGGAUAGCGCUUGUUCGUACACUGGAGUGUCCAAAUUUUUUAAUGCACUUAAAACGAAGAACAAGGAAUUGUUUACCAUUGAGGACAUGGACCAUAUUCUUCCUCUGGAACCGGGGAAUGAGAGAAUCCUCAAGAAGUUUAUCGACUGGCUGGUUCAGUUGCAGUCCGUUAAAGCGUGA
Molecule: messenger RNA, 1620 nt
Organism: Plasmodium coatneyi
Lineage: Eukaryota; Apicomplexa; Aconoidasida; Haemosporida; Plasmodiidae
Product: Lysophospholipase-like protein
Exons: 2
Coding region: 1-1620 (539 amino acids)
Cellular component (GO): membrane
Molecular function (GO): lipase activity
Source: RefSeq, a predicted model, not a curated record